Molecule: messenger RNA, 1536 nt
Organism: Mesocestoides corti
Lineage: Eukaryota; Metazoa; Platyhelminthes; Cestoda; Cyclophyllidea; Mesocestoididae
Source: the annotation of a GenBank genome assembly
GCUCUGCGUCGAGUCCGCGAGUACUUCCAGGAGCUCUAUCUCCUCCAACUGUCAAUGCAGUCCCUGGUCUCUGUGCCACCGUCUCUAGAAGGCCACGGAAACGAUCCGGAACUCGCGGCAGCAUUCGCGGAGGCAAUUAACGACCCCGAGAUCGACUACCUGCUUCAGAAUCCCGACAACAGACCGGGCAGUCUGUCCUUGGCCGGAGGCGACGGCCAACUGGUCCCGAGGAAGCACUCAAUCUCCUCCAUGGCGCUGCCUGCCAUCACCGCCGUCACCGGGCUUCUAGACGUCCGCUGUGUCGGUUGUGAGGGUCUGCUCGAAGUCUUCCCCGCUGACCUCUUCUGCCCCGGAGGGGGAGGACCCAGGUCGCGCCCAAAGCCUCGCCUUAUUGACUCUCCAGCCGAGUUUUCAGCUAGGUGUGAGGACAGGCCGAUUAAGACCCUUCGUACCCACGACCUCUUGCUUCUUCUAAGCACCUAUGAUCCGAGCCACGCUCUAGUGGAAGUCAGCUGCUGUUUGAAGGUGGAUAACAACGACAAGAAAUGGCAGUCACCCUGGCGUUCGCCUUCUUCCAACUGCUGGGACAGUGAAUGCUCUAUGAAGGUCUCCCAGGCCCGCGAACUGUGGAUCCAGGUCUUUUGGAAGCGCGUCUAUCCAAUCAGCGGCAGCGGCGUGUCGUCAACGGGUGGCACUCUCAGCGGGGGGUCUUUGAAAUCCGGCGAUGGCAGUUGUGCCGGAGGAAACAACAGCAAGAGUUCCGAGGAGUCGGACUGGGUCCUUGCAGCCGUUCAGUUCGUUCGCCUGCAGGACUUGCUUGACAGCAAGCCCCGCGUGCGUCUUCCAAUGCUGCCCCAGGGCUACGUCCAUCUGCAGCUUACCUUCACCGACCCACUGAUGCAGGCACCGCGCGGCCUGAAGCGACAGCGGCGUAUUUCACGACACAAGGCCCCCGAUAUGCCUCAAACCCUCGGCGUGCAUUCUGGCCUGCGACAGCUGCUAAAGCUAAGCCUUAAGCACUCGACCACGGAGCCUCAGGUUAUCCUCGGCCCUAUUAGAUUUCAUCGGAGCCAAAAUCGGCUAGGUCGGAGUCUUCCGUCCAGCGGUGGCUACGGACGCACAUCUCCAGGCUCCUUUGUAGUAGGCCUUGUUGUCGACUGUCGAAAUCUUCCCCGAUUCACCGAGUCCAACCUCACCGUCCAACAAUGGGUCCGCACUCACUUUGGCCGUUCGUCGACGCCCCAGACGACCUCCACGACGCCAGUGGCGUCCACUGGAUCCGUAGGCACCACAAUCGAGAUGAACGGCGCUCCUGCGCGCGGUCACAUCGCCAAUGCUGAGAGGGAGGGUCGCUAUACCAAAGCCAACUCUCCCAUUUGUGAUAACCGUUCACGCAACAGGCUGUCUACCCUCCCCAGUACUUCUCAAUGGGUUGAGAGUGUCAUCGAACGCAGCUACUUGCCCGCCUGGGGAUAUGUGCCGACCUGCCAAAAACAUGCGGGGCUUGCUUGUAACGUAAGACAGGUCUGCCAGUAG